Molecule: messenger RNA, 1039 nt
Organism: Meloidogyne enterolobii
Lineage: Eukaryota; Metazoa; Nematoda; Chromadorea; Rhabditida; Meloidogynidae
Source: the annotation of a GenBank genome assembly
UAUUUUUAUUUUUUGUUCUUGACUGGAAAUGUCGGUUAUUUAACUGUUUUACCUCUAAAAAGAGGGUAUCGGGCAUGAAUUGUGCGGGUUACUUCGAAAGCCUAAAUCGGGUCCUCCUACCCGAAACCGGCUUUUUUCUUAAACCGGCCCAUCCCAGUCAUCAACCUAACCCAGUGGCUAUUAAAAUAUACACUAGACUGUUUGUGUAUUUUAUUGGGGAGGAUAAUUAGAGUUUGGGGGUUUUCGCGUCGGGCCGGCGUUCGAGUAAUUUUUUUCGGGCCUCAUUUUUAUCGGUCCGGUCCGAUCGGGAUUUUUACAGGCCAAAAUUAAAUGCCCGACUUGAUCUUUCGGAUCGGGCCCCAACCCUAAUUAUACCGUAGUUUCGAUUUUAUUUUUAGUCGCUAACAUAUAACUAUUCAUCAAAUAAUCCUUCACUGCUAACACUACAAAAUUAACUAUUUUUAUUAUGACUUGCCAAACUGGAAUUAGAGCCGAUUCUAAAUUGUUGGAAUUUUUUGAUCAAUGCAAACAAUGCAAAAUUCGUUUUGGGAAAAUUGUUAUUAAUAAUGCAAAUCUAAAUGUAAAUUACCAUUUAAAUCCUUCAAAAGAUUGGCGAAAGGAUUGGAAAAAAUGUUUUGCUGAUGACAAAGCUUCCGUUAAAGAUAAAAUGCUCUUGGCAGCUACUAAAGCGACGUUUAAGUCAGAAUUUGGCCAGUCAUUCAUUCAUGCAGAAUAUCAAAUUUCAAAUCGAAACGAACUCCAAUUGGAUAAUUUUGAGAAGAAUUAUUUGAAUAAAGAUGCGGAGAAUUCUGCUAUAGAGGAUGGAGACGAGUCUAGACCACUUUCUUUUGUCGAACGAGAGUUAAGUUCAGUAACCAAAGAACGUGCAAAUAUUCCUUUUUCACUUCACGCUUCUCAAACAAUGCGAGGUGUUCAAUUCCCAAUAGAUCAAGAUGCUGAAGAGAAAUUGCGUUCUUUUGCUUCUGGACAAUGCGAUUUUGUACAACUUUCUGUUGAUUGUUUGUUUAUUUUUAUUUAA